Molecule: messenger RNA, 2306 nt
Organism: Daucus carota subsp. sativus
Lineage: Eukaryota; Viridiplantae; Streptophyta; Magnoliopsida; Apiales; Apiaceae
Product: protein KINESIN LIGHT CHAIN-RELATED 1
Exons: 2
Coding region: 130-2037 (635 amino acids)
Molecular function (GO): protein binding
Source: RefSeq, a predicted model, not a curated record
UCCUUCCUUUCUCAUCUCUACAUUUUAGCACAAACACAACAAAGGGGUUUUUCGAGGGUUUAACAAAAUCCACAUACACUAGAAACACACACACACACACAACCAGGAACUCACUCAAACAUAUUCACUAUGAUGAGAAGAGCUUCAUCAAAACUCAUACCCUUAACCAAACCCUCUUUCUCUCUUCUCUCCAGAAAUCUCUCUACUCAAAACCCCACCAAUCACAUUUUAUCAUCAAACCCUAAUUUCAAGAAUUGCCCACAAACCCAUGUUUUGAUCAACUCAAGAUCCAAUUUUGAUGCUAGCCCAUCUCAAGAUUUUAGUACUCUGGUAGACCCAAGGCUGAAAAUCCCACAAAUAUCAUCAAGACAGCGGAAAAUUAAAGAAAAAUCACAGCUUGAAGAGGCUUUUGAGGCAGCAGAGACUGCUGAUGAGAUGGUGAAGGCUUUUAAAGAAAUGGAAGCGAGUUUCGAAGAGAAGGAACUUGGGUUGGCUUGCUUGAAAAUGGGGCUUAAAUUUGAUCAAGAAGGUGAGGAACCCGAAAAAACUUUGUCUUAUGGUCUUAGAGCUUUGAAAAUUUUGGAUAAUAAUAAUGGUUUUUCUUUUCCGCUUGCGAUGACUUUACAAUUGUUGGGUUCUGCUUGUUAUAAUUUGAAAAGGUUUAAUGAUAGUUUGGGGUAUCUUAAUAGGGCUAAUAGGAUGUUGACUAAGUUACAGGAAGAGGGUAAGAUUAGUAUUAAUGAUAUUAGUCCGGUUCUUCACGCGGUUCAGCUUGAGUUAGCGAAUACUAAGACUGCGUUAGGGAGGAGAGAAGAAGCUCUUGUUAAUCUCAGGACUUGUUUGGAAAUUAAAGAAAUGACUUUGGAAGAGGAUAGUAAAGAACUUGGUAAUGCUAAUAGGGAUUUAGCUGAGGCUUAUGUCGCGGUUUUGAAUUUUAAGGAUGGGUUGGCACAUUGUUUGAAGGCUAUGGAGAUACAUAAGAGGAAAUAUGGGUUGAAUUCGGUGGAGGUUGCACAUGAUAGGAGGUUGCUUGGAGUAAUUUAUACUGGAUUAGAGGAGCACGAGAAGGCACUGGAUCAGAAUCAGUUGUCGCAGAAGGUGUUGAAGAAUUGGGGCCUUAAAUCUGAGUUGCUUCGCGGUGAAAUUGAUGCAGCAAACAUGAAAAUUGCAUUAGGAAAGUACGAUGAUGCUAUUAAUAGUUUAAGAGGUGCUGUUCAACAGACUGAAAAAGAUAGUGAGGAGCGAGCUAUGGUAUUUGUUUCUAUGGCCAAAGCGUUUUGUAAUCAGGAAAAUUUUGCUGACUCAAAGCGGUGUCUACAGAUUGCUUGUGGGAUUCUGGAUAAGAAAGAAAGCAUGGCCCCGGAAGAUGUUUCUGAGGCAUUUAUGGAAAUAUCAAUGCUAUAUGAGACAAUGAAUGAGUUUGAAACAGCAAUUUCUUUGUUAAAGAGAUCGCAGGCCAUGCUUGAGAAGCUUCCACAAGAGCAGCACUCAGUUGGAAGUGUUUCAGCAAGGAUUGGUUGGUUACUUUUGCUGACAGGAAAGGUGAAGCAGGCUAUUCCUUACUUGGAAGAGGGGGCAGAAAGAUUAAAAGAGAGCUUUGGUUCUAGGCAUUAUGGGGUAGGGUAUGUUUACAACAAUUUGGGUGCAGCAUAUCUGGAACUAGAUAGGCCUGAGUCAGCUGCACAAGCUUUUGCAUUUGCGAAGGAGAUUAUGGACGUGUCUCUUGGUCCUCAUCACUCCGAUUCAAUCGAGUCAUGCCAGAACCUUUCAAAAGCUUAUGAUGCCAUGGGAAGCUAUGCAAUUGCGAUUAACUUCCAGGAGAAAGUAGUUGAGGCCUGGGAAGGCCAUGGUCAAAGUGCAGAAGACGAACUUAAAGAAGCACUUCGUCUUCUUGAACAUCUAAAGCAAAAGGCUCGUGGUGCAUUAUCAAAAGAGGUUCCCCAAAAGGCCCUGCCUCUUCCCCACACUAAAGAAUCUGUAGCAGUUAGGUCACUAUCAGCCUUAGCAGACACUGAAAAGCUAUCAAAGGCAGCCUAACAGGUAACCAUAUGCUGUUGGAUAAUCUUGUGCAGAAAGUUACUUUUUGGCUUGUAGUGAGCUUCAUUACUAAACGCCUGAGUUACGAAUUAGUCAUUUUGAUAUAUUAUGAUAUCCUUAGUAAUCAUAAAUGGUGACUACAGUUAUAGAAUGCAGUAGGCCAGUAGUUCUUUAUUACUGGUCCUUAAAACUUGUUCUUAAUUACAUCAUAACUCUGCUUUUCUCACGAUUUGGUGAAUAUUUAUGCCCUUUUCUUUUAUGUUGCUCCA